AUGACUACUCCAAUCCCGCAGCCACCAGGCAUUCCGUUACUUGGGAACAUUUUCGACAUAGACCCGAGCAAUACAUGGACAUCAUUACAGAAGCUAUGGGAGAAGCACGGUGAGAUCUUCAAGAUCACUGUCUUAGGCCAGCAAAUUGUCUUCGUAGGGAAUGUCGCCCUCUGUGAAGAAAUAUGUGACGAAAAGCGCUUUCGCAAAUUUGUUGGAGGCCCAAUUGUGGAGAUUCGAUAUGCUGUGCAUGAUUCGCUCUUCACCGCAUUCGAAAACGAACCAAGCUGGCCGAUACAUCAUCGGAUCUUGGCUCCACUGUUGACGCCAUCGGCUGUGGCCAAUUACUUUAGCGAAGUCCGAGAUUGCGCCUCUGAGUUGACAGCUAAAUGGAAGGGUUUGGGGAAGAAAUCUACUGUGUCCGCCAUUGGAGAAUUGAAUCGGCUAGAUCUUGAGACGACAACGCUGGCUUUCUACGGUCGAAAACUCAACGGGUUGACAGGUCCAGAGCACCCAAUGAUUGCGGCAAUGGAUGGAGCCACAUCAGAAGCCAUCAAGCGCCCGACUCGACCCAAGAUCUUGAAUUGGUUGCUUUAUCAGUCUAAAUUCCAGCGAGAUACCAAGGCCAUGCGAAAGUAUGCCACUGAAUGUGUCGAGUACAAAAAAGCCAACCCAAGCGAUCGCAAAGACAUGCUGUAUACGAUGAUGAAUGUAAAAGAUCCUGACACUGGCAAAAGUCUCACUGAUUCACAGGUCAUCGAUGAGAUCGUGACCAUGCCGAUCGGAUCAAGUACUGCUCCCUGUGUUGUGUCCAGUGCGAUCUACUAUCUACUCAAAAACCCUGAUUGCAUCACCAAGGCUCGGGAGGAGAUUGACUCAAGCAUCGGUGAUGAGGAAUUCACUCACGACCAUCUGGACAAGCUUCCAUAUUGCGCCGGAAUUGUACGAGAAACCUUACGUCUCUCAGCCGCGGCACCAGGCUUCAACAUCGAGCCACUGCCAGAGACCAAAGGACCUGUGAAGCUGGCUGGGGGUAAAUACGAGGUCCCAGCCAAACAGACGCUGAUCAUUGUGUUGCAUGGAGUCAACCGUGACCCAGCCGUCUACGAAGAACCUGAAGCAUUCCGACCUGAAAGAAUGGUAGGCGAAGCAUUCGAAAAGCUACCUGCAGGGGCUAAGAAAUUCUUUGGCAACGGGAAGCGAGUGUGCAUUGGGCAGCACUUUGCUUGGAUGUGGAACUUGAUUACGCUCAUUUCGCUGCUGAAGGAGGUUGAUUUUGAGAUGGCUGACCCCAAGUAUCAGCUGAAACAGGAUGGUUGGUUCAAUUUGAGACCUGUUGGAUUUAACGUCAAGGUUCAGGCAAGGGCCAGGUAG
Molecule: messenger RNA, 1371 nt
Organism: Bacidia gigantensis
Lineage: Eukaryota; Fungi; Ascomycota; Lecanoromycetes; Lecanorales; Ramalinaceae
Exons: 2
Coding region: 1-1371 (456 amino acids)
Molecular function (GO): iron ion binding; oxidoreductase activity, acting on paired donors, with incorporation or reduction of molecular oxygen; heme binding
Source: RefSeq, a predicted model, not a curated record